UAAACUUCCUGGCUUAUCACAGCCAGAUGACAAUAGACUUCCAGUCUUAUCGCAGCCAGAUGACAAUAAACGUCCAGGCUUAUCACAGUCAGAUGACAAUAAACUUCCAGGCUUAUCACAGCCAGAUGACAAUACACUUCCAGCCUUAUCACAGCCAGAGGACAAUAAGCUUCAAAUUUUAUCACAGCCAGAUGACAAUAAACUUCAAGUUUUAUCACAGCUAGAGGACAAUAGACUUCCAGUCUUAUCACAGCCAGAUGACAAUAAAUUUCCAGUCCUAUCGCAGCCAGAUGACAAUACACUGCCAGUCUUAUCACAGCCAGAGGACAAUAAACUUCCAGUUUUAUCACAACCAGAAGACAAUAAACAUCCAGUCUUAUCACAUCCAGAGGGCAAUAAACCACCAUUGUUAUCACAGUCAGAUGACAAUAAACCACCAGUCUUAGCACAGCCAGAUGACAAUAAACCAUUAGUUUUAUCACAGCAAGAUGACGAUCAACUUCCAGUCUUAUCACAGUCAGAUGAUAAUAAAUGUCCAGUCUUAUCACAGCUAGAGGGUAAUAAACCACCAGUCUUGUCACAAUCAGAUGACAAUAAAUUUCCAGUCUUAUCACAGCCAGAUGACAAUAAAUUUCCAGUCUUAUCACAGCUAGAGGGCAAUAAACCACCAGUCUUGUCACAAUCAGAUGACAAUAAUCUUCCAGUCUUAUCACAGCCAGAUGACAAUGAUCUUCCAGAUGUAUCACAGCCAGACGACAGUAAGCUUCAAGUUUUAUCAUAUCCAGAUGACAAUAAAGUAAUAUCACAUUCAGAUGAGAAUAAGCUUGCAGUUUUAUCACAGCCAAAUGACAAUGAUAUCCCAGUCACAUCACAGCCAAAUGACAAUAAUCUUUCAGUCUUAUCACAGCCAGGUGACAAAAAGCUUCCAGUCUUAUUACAGCUGGACGAUAAUAAACUUCAGAUUUUAUCACAAUCAGAGGACAAUGAGAUGUCAGUCUUAUCACAACUAGAUAACAAUACACGUUCAGUCUUAUCACAGCCAGAGGUCAAUAAACUUCAGGUUUUAUCACAGCCAGAAGACAAUAAGCAGGUUAUCUCAUCACAGCCAGACGACAAUAAAUUAUCACAGCUAGAGGAUAAGGUGAAAGACUUAUCUCAGUCUGAGGAGUCGCAUAAAUCUCAACCACGAAAUAUUGAAUGCUAUGUCUAUUCCCAAAAACAUGGACAAAAUGAGAGCAAAAUGCAGUUAAGAUCUAGUCAUGAAAAUGAAUUUGAGUUCAACAGUUCUAGUCAACCAGUAAAUACAUUGGGGAAUUCUGGUGGGGAAGAUGUAAACCAACGCAUUGUGCCAAACUUUCAUAGAAAAUUACGUUCUAAGAAAAUGAAACCAAAAUAUUAAAGUGAGAAAGUGAAGUUAUGGAGGAUAUAACGCUGACCAUAGCAGAGUAUUUGCAAUGAGACCUUGUGUUUAUAGGUAAAUAGUAAAAGCAGGGUAUACAAAUAGGUCUAGUCAGUAUCCAAUUUUGUGCUAACCACUUUCAUCCCCUUGUUUAUUAUGCCCAUGGACAAUUGGACAUUAAACUGAAAGCUGGGAGUUUAACACACACUUGCUCUAUAAUGGAACUUUUUCUAUCGCAAUCUAGUGAAAUAUUGAAGAACAUGAAGAUACACAUACUGUAGAUGUAUAUUCUGUUCUAGAUGUUUCAUCACUGUUUUAUAUUAGUCAUUGUUUUUUUUAGUCAAAGACAAAUGCA
Owenia fusiformis is the source of this 1754-nucleotide messenger RNA. The record is from the annotation of a GenBank genome assembly. Lineage: Eukaryota; Metazoa; Annelida; Polychaeta; Sabellida; Oweniidae.